Nerophis lumbriciformis (worm pipefish) is the source of this 3382-nucleotide messenger RNA. RefSeq names its product sarcosine dehydrogenase (gene sardh). Gene Ontology annotation, cellular component: mitochondrion. NCBI's taxonomy places the organism in Eukaryota, Metazoa, Chordata, Actinopteri, Syngnathiformes, Syngnathidae. Gene Ontology annotation, molecular function: protein binding. The record is from RefSeq and is a predicted model, not a curated record.
CCUCCUCUCUCUCUCUUUCUCUCGCUCUCUUGUCAACGUGUUGAAGAUUAGCGGCCAGCGUCUCUCUUCUUUCCCGGCAAACAAGUUGAAAGUUCUCGGAAGCAACAAACCAACCGGGCCAUGGCCUUCCUCGGGCGUGCGGUUGAGCGCCUGGCGUCAGCAGCAGCAGUGUCAGCACGCCGCCCGCUCGCCGCCAGGCCGUGGCGUUUGAGUUGUGUGAGCUACAGCUCUGAGCUGAGCAGUGAGAAGAGCGUCCCUUACGAGAAGACACUGAAGCAGGACCCUGGCAGUGUGUCGGGGCCCACUAGACCCUUACCCAGGAGUGCCCACGUGGUGGUGAUUGGAGGAGGCAGCCUGGGCUGUCAGACCCUCUACCACCUCGCCAAGAUGGGCCUGACCAACGUGGUCCUGCUGGAGAGAGACCGCCUGACUGCAGGGACCACCUGGCACACUGCAGGCCUCCUAUGGCAGCUGCGCCCCAGCGACGUAGAGGUGGAGCUCCUGGCCCACACCAGGAAGGUGGUGAGCCAAGACCUGGAGGAGGAGACGGGCCUCCACACGGGCUGGAUCCAGAACGGAGGACUGUUCAUCGCCUCCAACAAGCAGAGGCUGGACGAGUACAAGCGCCUCAUGUCGCUGGGCAAAGUCUACGGCAUCCAGUCCCACGUGCUGUCACCCGCCCAGACCAAGGACCUCUACCCUCUCAUGAACGUGGAUGACCUCUACGGGACCCUCUACGUGCCCAAAGAUGGCACCAUGGACCCGGCGGGCACCUGCACCACCCUGAGCAGAGCAGCUUCUGCAAGGGGGGCCACGGUGAUAGAGAACUGCCCUGUGACUGGCAUUCAAGUGCGGGCGGACCACAUGGGGGUGAAGAGGGUCAAAGCAGUGGAGACCCCGCACGGCACCAUAGAGACCCCCUGUGUGGUCAACUGUGCAGGCGUGUGGGCCACCAAACUGGGGGACAUGGCCGGCGUGAAGGUGCCCCUGGUCGCCAUGCACCACGCCUACGUGGUGACCGAGAGAAUCCAAGGCAUUCAGAACAUGCCCAAUGUGAGGGACCAUGAUGCAUCAGUGUAUCUACGUCUCCAAGGCGACGCCCUCUCCGUGGGAGGUUACGAACACAACCCGAUCUUCUGGGACGAGGUUUCUGAUAAGUUUGCCUUCAGCCUGUUCGACUUGGACUGGGACGUUUUCACGCAGCACAUCGAGGGCGCCAUCAACAGAGUUCCGGUUCUGGAGCAGACCGGGAUCAAAUCCACGGUCUGUGGACCAGAAUCCUUCACAGCAGACCACAAGCCUCUAAUGGGAGAGGCUCCUGAGGUCCGAGGUUUCUUCUUGGGAUGUGGCUUCAACAGUGCCGGUAUGAUGCUGGGCGGGGGUUGCGGUCGAGAACUGGCUCACUGGAUCAUCCAUGGACGUCCUGAGAAGGACAUGUAUGGAUAUGACAUCAGGCGCUUCCACAACUCUCUGACAGACAACCAGCGUUGGGUCCGAGAGCGAAGCCAUGAGUCCUACGCCAAGAACUACUCUGUGGUUUUCCCCUUCGAUGAACCGCUGGCCAGCAGGAACAUGAGGAAGGAUCCUUUUCACCAGGUGCUGAUGGAGCAGGGCUGCGUCUUCCAGGAGAGACACGGCUGGGAGAGACCGGGCUGGUUCACCAGGGAUGGACCCGCUCAGGUGAAAGACUACGAUUAUUACGGUGCAUACGAGGUCAAGAAGAACCAGGAGUACAAGUACAAGGAGCUGCUGGGCAAAGAGUACACCUUUGACUUCCCUCCUCAUCAUGACCUGAUUAAGAGUGAGUGCCUGUCGUGCAGACACGGUGUGGCCGUCUUCAACAUGUCCUACUUUGGAAAGUUCUAUCUCACCGGCCCAGACGCCAAGAAGGCGUCCGACUGGCUCUUUACUGCCGACGUCAACAAGAAGCCUGGCUCCACGGUGUACACCUGCAUGCUGAAUAAAGGUGGAGGCACUGAAGCUGACCUGACCGUGAGCAGACUGGAGGCAGGAGAUGCCAACCUUCCACUGGCACCCGAGUCCACUGGUGACGCCUACUACCUGGCCAUCGGAGGGGGCGUGGCCGAACACAACUGGAACCACAUCCAAGGUGUUCUCCAGGACCAGGGCUUCCGCUGCCGGCUGACAGACCACUCAGAGAACAUGGGCAUGAUCAGCAUCCAGGGGCCCAAAAGUCGGCAGCUGCUGCAGGAGGUGCUGGACGCCGACCUCAGCGAUCAAGCUUUUCCUUUCUCCACACACAAAGUCGUCAACGCCGCCGGCCAUCAGGUACGUGCCAUGCGCCUGUCCUUUGUGGGGGAGCUGGGCUGGGAGCUCCACAUCCCCAAAGACUCCUGCCUGCCCGUCUACCACGCCGUCAUGGCGGCGGGCGCCAAGCAUGGCGUCAUCAACUCGGGCUACAGAGCCAUCGACUCUCUGAGUAUCGAGAAAGGGUACCGCCAUUGGCACGCCGACCUUCGCCCCGAUGACACGCCCCUGGAGGCGGGGCUAGCCUUCACCUGCAAGAUGAAGAGCGCCAUCCCCUUCCAAGGUCGAGAUCGGCUGGAGAAGCAGAAGGAGGCGGGGCUAAAGAGACGCAUCGUGUCCUUCACCAUCGACGAGAAAGUUCCCAUGUUUGGCUUGGAGGCCAUCUUCUACAACGGCCUUCCUGUGGGUCACCUGCGGCGUGCUGACUACGGCUUCUUCAUCGACAAGACCAUCGGCUACGGAUACAUCCGCUGUCCUGAUGGCGGCGUGGUGAGCGCUGACUUCGUGAAGAGCGGCGAGUUCACGCUGGAGCGGAUGGGCGUGGCCUACAAGGCCAAAGCCCACCUCAGAUCCACCUUUGACCCCGAGAACAAGCGCGUGAAAGGCGUGUACGACUGACCUCGUCUGACCAGCAGGCGCCAACUUUCCAUCUUCAGCAGGUGGCCUUCACUUGGCGCUACACUCUGUCCUCUCUAACGCACUUUUUCUCCCCCAAUUAUGCAACCUUCGCUUUUUGUCAAGGAAUUGUUGACUUUUCGUAGCGUGGAUCUGAAGGAUCAAACAUGACAUUUUGACGUGUUAGCAAGUCGAGCUUUACUUGCUACUUUCUAAGGAAAUAGCCCUUAGCUUAGCGGCUAACCUGGAGCUAGCUUCCACUAGCAGUGAAUGCUAAUAUUUAAGCUCGAACAAUCUCUAUUGUACUUUUUCUUCUGCCAAUAAGGUUACUAAUUUAUUCUUGGAGUCUUAAAAUCAAAUCAAGCCAAUUUUCAUAUUUUUCACUCAAUUUGCUAUUUUCAAGGAACUAGCUGCUAGCUUAGCAUCUAACCUGGACUUAUUAUUCUGCAGCAGUUAAUGCUAAUAUUUGAGCUCAAAGGAUCUAUAUUAUUGUUGUAUA